AUGCUAGGACUGAUGACGAUCUGCAUUACAUUCGGCUCUUCGGUCUUCAGCACAGCAACCAAACAGACAGCGGCCAAGUUCGGCGUCUCCUCAGAAGUGAUGGUGUUGGGUGUCAGUUUGUUCGUCCUGGGUUUCGCCUUUGGGCCUAUUAUCUUCGGACCCCUGUCGGAACUGUACGGCCGGAAGCGACCGCUAUUUGUGGGCAUGUUUCUCUUCGCAAUUUUUCAGAUCCCUGUUGCGGUAGCACAGAACUUGCAAACUAUCUUCAUAUGUCGCUUUCUGGGUGGACUCUUUGCUAGUGCACCUCUUGCUAUUGUAUCCGGCAUCCUGGCCGAUAUGUUCGAGCCCGUAGAGCGAGGAAUUGCAAUGGCCAUCUUUGCCGCGGCAACCUUCAUCGGCCCGGUAGCUGGACCAAUAGUCGGCGGCUUCGUAACUAUCUCCCACCUAGGCUGGCGUUGGACGGAGUACAUUACCGCCAUUUGGGCGUUUGCCAUCGCUGGUAUCGGGAUCUUGGUAAUCCCCGAGACGUUCGAGGGAACGUUACUCAAGCAACGUGCUGAGCGCCUGCGCACAAAAACUAAGAACUGGGCUCUGCAUGCUAAGGUCGAAGAGAAGGUGGUGAGUCCGAGAGAUAUCACGGUACAAUAUAUCCUCCGUCCAUUUCAGAUGCUCGUGCAGGAACCCAUUCUUCUACUUAUGACCCUGUAUGUUGGUUUCAUCUAUGCAUUUCUGUACAUGUGUUUCGUGGCUUACCCGAUUUCUUUCCAAGAAGAGCGUGGCUGGAAUGAUGGCGUUGGAGCAUUGCCAUUUAUCGCUGUCAUAUGUGGUGUAUUUUGCGCUUGUCUCAUUAUAAUUGCUUUUUCAUUGACGCGGUAUCGAAGGUUCAUAAUCCGGAACGGCCGUGUUCGGCCAGAGGAGCGGCUGAUUCCAAUGAUCAUUGGAGGUGCCCUGUUGCCCGCGGGUCAUAUCUGGAGCCUUCCUAGGCGCAGGGGUACUGUUGAUAUUCUUACAAGGCCUCAACUAUAUUAUCGAUGUGUAUCCCCUGUAUGCAAACUCUGCCAUAGCAGCAAACUCUUUCUUUCGUUCAUGGCUGGGGGCCGGAUUUCCUAUGUUUGCAUCGGCAAUGCACUACAAGAAUAG
Molecule: messenger RNA, 1140 nt
Organism: Penicillium digitatum Pd1
Lineage: Eukaryota; Fungi; Ascomycota; Eurotiomycetes; Eurotiales; Aspergillaceae
Source: RefSeq, a predicted model, not a curated record